CACUGCAUGUGCGCUGCCACAUAUCUGCCCACUCUCACUUUUCUUACUUUGGUGCUCAAUUUCCCCUCGGUGCCGGGCUACCGUGCAACAAGUUUUGCAGGAGAAUCAGUGCGCAGUCACACAGGUUCACUGGAGCAAAGUGGGGGGGCUCCACUCGUCCAUCUAUCUGCCGCUGUCGCCACAGAGUCACAGUACGUGAACGGCGCGUCGCAGGCACACUUACACUCAUUUACGCACACAGAACCGUGUGCCACAAAUUCGUGACUGCGCGCCAGAUGCAGUUUGCUCCCCACAGCGCGUGCAGUUAAAUGGAGACCGCAAGAGGAGCAUCAAGGUGCGUGGAGAAAAUGGAGAAAGCGGCGCCUCAGAAGCGACAGCAUAGCCGCACAACGGUGCUCAACAUCCUCUCCUCUCUGUGUUCCGUGGCGUCCGUCGCCUUCUGCAUUCUACUCAGCAUUAACGCGGCCGAUAUCCAGAACCGAGUUGUGGAUUUGGAGAGCGGGGGAGGCGAGCGGCCGGUGAUCCGAGCCCCGGGUUACUCCACGGAUGAUUUAAAUUCCCUGAUUCAGCAGAGAGUUAAUGAGGUGCUCUCGCAGCGCUCCUAUGAAAAUUAUGUCAAGAUUCGGACUGCGAGACAAACGUCACCUGAAUGCAACUGCCCACCAGGACCUCCAGGAAAGCGAGGAAGAAGAGGCCGCAAUGGAGAACCUGGACCUCCUGGCCCUCCAGGUCCGCAGGGUGAAAAGGGGGAUCAAGGCGACCAAGGACCACGGGGAUUGCCUGGUCUCCCUACGCUGGCUGCUUUGCACAGCAAUCAGAUCCUGACUGUCAAGAUGGUCUUCCCUAAGAUCAAUCAUGGCUUUCUUUCCGCUGACCAGCAGCUCAUUAAGCGGCGGCUCAUUAAGGGAGAUCAGGGGCAAGCGGGACCACCUGGGCCCCCAGGGCCACCGGGGCCUCCUGGGCCCAGAGGGCCACCAGGGGACACUGGCAAAGAUGGGCCUAGAGGUGUGCCUGGUCUACCAGGUGAUCCAGGGGAGCCUGGAGAAACAGGACCUACGGGUCCUGAGGGGCCAGAAGGGCUAAAGGGUUCCCUUGGACCUCCUGGUGUUCCAGGCGUUGAUGGAAUGAAGGGGGAUAUUGGCAUCCCAGGACUGGACGGUGUCCCUGGAGCCAAGGGUGAAAUGGGAGAGAGAGGUGAAAAGGGUGAUAUGGGUGAAGAAGGACCGAAAGGCGAUAUAGGCGAGAAGGGAGAUGCAGGCUCCUCUGCAGCCGGCAUCAAGGGUGAACCUGGAGAGCCUGGGCGAAGUGGACACAAGGGAGAGCCAGGACUUCCAGGGCUGCCUGGACUCCCAGGGAUAAAGGGUGAGCCUGGAUUCCUAGGCCCCCAGGGAGAACCAGGACUUCCAGGCCUCCCAGGGACUAAGGGUGAGAGAGGUGAUCAUGGGCCACCAGGAAAGGGUGAGCGAGGAGACAUCGGACCUGUCGGCCCAAAGGGUUCACAAGGAGAGGCUGGUACACCUGGUUUUAAAGGGUCAAAGGGUGAGACUGGAGAUAAAGGAGAUUUGGGAGCCGCUGGCCUGAAGGGGCCUCCUGGGCAGAAAGGAGACCAAGGGGUGACGGAAAUCAUCGACUACAACGGAAACAUUCAGGAGGCUUUACAGAAGAUUACCUCUAUUACAGUGACGGGUCCUGCUGGGCCUCCAGGGCCAAUUGGACCACAGGGUAUAAAGGGGGAUCGUGGUAUGCCUGGUCUCCCUGGACUCGAUGGAGAGCGAGGCUACAAAGGUUCAAAGGGAGACAUGGGGAUGCCUGGAGCUUCAGGGGACAAAGGAACAACUGGUUUACCUGGGCUCCCUGGUAUCAAUGGAGCCAAAGGUGAAAAGGGAGAUUUAGGGCUCCCUGGUCCUCAGGGUUCUUCAAUCAUUGGCCCUCCAGGGCCAUCAGGGCCUCAUGGACCACCAGGACCCAUGGGACCCCAUGGUUUCCCAGGACCAAAGGGUGAAGCCGGCCUACAUGGUGUGAAGGGUAUAAGAGGGGAGCCAGGACACAAAGGCGAUCGUGGACCUUUGGGUCUCCCUGGAGCCUCCGGCUUGGACGGCAAGCCCGGAAUUAGGGGCAUGGAUGGACCUACGGGUCCAGCUGGUCCUGCUGGGCCAAAGGGUGACAUAGGUGAGAAAGGAGCACAGGGCGAGCCAGGGCCAAGGGGACCUUAUGGACUUCCUGGAGCUCCAGGAACACCAGGUUUGGACGGGUUACCAGGCUUAAGGGGCGAUAAAGGCGACGUUGGGGAAAGAGGAGAAAAGGGGGAGAAGGGAAAGAAGGGCAAAAAAGGGCCUAAGGGCGAGAAAGGAGAACAGGGUGCCCCUGGAUUAGAUGCACCCUGCCCAUUGGGCCCAGAUGGUUUACCAAUGCCUGGAUGCUGGCAGAAGGGAGUCACGCCAUGGCUGGUAGCCUGAAAAGUCCCCAGAAAGUAAAGCUGUUGGUUGUUGUUGCUUUAUUUUGGUGAUACCUGCGAGAGGCUCUGAUAUCAGCAGGGUUUUUUUUCACCGUCGCACUCGUGGCUCGGCGUCGUCAGUGUGAUGUCACCGCACCGAAUGAGGGUCUGAUAUUUGGACAAGUCUGCCCCUGGACGCCCCUCUCAGAGCGGGGAAAUGGAUUGGAAAUGGAUGAGACUCAUCGGUGUGUGUGUGUGUGUGUUCCAACCUGCAAAUGCUUCGGGGCCUGAAUAGAGAGCGUCAACAGAACGCAAUCAUCUUUCUGUCUUUCUUGUUUGCUCUCAUUCUUAAAACAUUGUAUUUUUGUGUAUAAUAGCCUUCGGUGCCUCAAGCUUUUAUUCAUUCCUUUAUCAGAAAUGUACAUCUUUAUAUCAUAUUUUUAAUUAUUGGAAUGGUUUUUAUUUCAGAAGGUUAAGGUUUGUUUGGUUUUAUGUAUGUGUAUGUAUACAUGUAUGUAUACAUACACAUAUAAGAAAGUUUGUGAUUAUUGUGAAGACAUUGUGCUUUGUUUUUUUGUUUAAUUUUGUUUUUUAUGAUGUUAAAACACAGUAUGAUUGUGUUCUUGUACAGCCUCUGAUCUUACGAGCUCUCGCUGUUUGUGCAAAAACAAAAACCAUUGCAGUGUUCAGUUAAGCUGCUCAUUCA
Molecule: messenger RNA, 3140 nt
Organism: Solea senegalensis (Senegalese sole)
Lineage: Eukaryota; Metazoa; Chordata; Actinopteri; Pleuronectiformes; Soleidae
Product: collagen alpha-1(XXV) chain
Exons: 39
Coding region: 309-2456 (715 amino acids)
Source: RefSeq, a predicted model, not a curated record